Messenger RNA from Echinococcus granulosus, 1365 nucleotides. Its product is annotated as Calcium-activated potassium channel slowpoke. NCBI's taxonomy places the organism in Eukaryota, Metazoa, Platyhelminthes, Cestoda, Cyclophyllidea, Taeniidae. The record is from RefSeq and is a predicted model, not a curated record. Gene Ontology annotation, biological process: monoatomic ion transport; transmembrane transport. The transcript has 4 exons. Gene Ontology annotation, cellular component: postsynaptic membrane. The coding region runs from base 1 to 1365 and encodes 454 amino acids. Gene Ontology annotation, molecular function: large conductance calcium-activated potassium channel activity.
AUGUUGCGCGGGGUCAGACAAUCGGAGAAACAAGUCACCACAAUGAAUGGCAGCUUGACCACUGCAGACUAUCGAGCUUUGGCCCGCACCUGUAUGGGUGAGCACUACUGGCCCUACUACGUGGCCUCCAUAGUGGCUACCUUCUUUGGCGGUCUGUUGUGGAUCCUGGCGUAUCGGGUGCUUGUGCGCAGUAUCGCCUGGUUCUCAAAGCGUCGACGCAUUGCUCGGUUCGCCCACUGUGGUUGGCAUGCCGGCGCCAAAGGCGGCAGUGGUGUUGGAUCGAGCAUCUUCCUCGACGUGCCAGCGAACACCUCGCAACUCUCGGGGCUAGACCAAUGGGAUCGACGGAGCAACCGGUGCAGUAACCGGGAUCGCACGAUCACAGUUCGAUUUAUGCAGGGCUACUCCACUGUUUGUGACUGUCUCCGAGCAUCAGCAAUCCGUCUUCUGAGCUACCAGUACUUUACCGGUCGUACUUUCAUUGCUCUCUCUAUGUUUCUCUCCCUUGCCUCCUUCGGUAUCUACGUCUCGGAGGCGAGCCAAUGGCCCAAUGAGAUUGAGAAGUGUGGCCAUAAGGGUCGAACUCAUCGUCUCCUCGACUUCCUCUUCAACCUCUUCUUCCUCCUCCAUUUCAUUAUUCGAUGGGCAGCAGCCGACAAUAAGCUGGUGUUUUGGGUCGAUCCCUUCUCCCUGCUGGACUACUGUACUGUUCCACCAUGCCUCCUGGCGUUUGCGCUACAGAGAUCGUGGAUGGGACUGCGUUUUAUGCGCAUCUUUCGGCUAUUUAAUUUGGCCGAGGUGCUGCAUAAUUUGAAUAUCAUCAAGUCGGCCUCGGCAUUGCGUUUCUGCCAGCUCACCUCCUUCUUCUUCGCGAUUUGGUUGGCUGGAGCUGGGAUGAUAUUCCUGUUGGAAAAUACUGGCGAUUUCUUCACCUCACCACCCUACGACAAUUCAGUUCGUCUGACCUACGGCCAGUGCCUCUACUUUGCCAUUGUUACCAUGUCAACUGUCGGUUACGGUGACAUCACGCCCCAAACGGCGUUGGGUCGUAUCUUCACCAGCUUCUUCAUUCUGUGUGCUCUCGCUGCUUUCGCCUCUUGCAUCCCUGAGAUCGUUGAGAUGUUCCUCGCCUCCAGUAAGUAUUCCGGUGCCUACGCCUCCAGACCGGGACGUCGACAUGUUGUGGUCUGUGGUGAUGUGACCACAGAGUCGGUGAAACACUUCUUAGACGACUUUCUCCACCCGGAUAGACGUAGGACCGAUGUGGAGGUGGUCUUUAUGAACCGAUCAAAACCGGAUCUACGGCUGCAGAGUCUGCUGAGGCGACACUUCUCCCGAGUGAAGUACCUAGAGGUGGGGUUUUGA